UACGCCCACCCCCCAGUCACUGUCCCUUCCAACCCCACCAUAAUGUGGUGUAAGCAGCAGUCUUGUAUGCAUGGAUGAGGGUUUGUCAGGUCUUGAGGUGUGGUGUGUUUGCUGGUCUGUGCCAUGACACCACAAAGUGACGUUGAUUGGCAGGAAAAUGGACGCAUGAAUGAAAGGGAGGAUGGAUUGAUCGGCACUAAAGGGGAUCUCCAUGUGAAUAGUCCAUUUUUCUGACCACACCAUGUUGGAAAAUAAAAGCUAGGGCUGGGACAGUCUGCAGAUGUUGCUGUGGAUGUGAUAGCAAGUGACUACAGGGCCAGUAUUGCUGGUGAUUGACGGUCGAUUGGUGAUGGUAAUAAAGCAAACACUGGUAAAAGCUGGAGUAACAACAUAGGGUGGUUCAGCCAUCUUGAAUGCUGGAACAAUAUUUCAUACAAUAUCAACACAUUCCCUUUUAGGUCAUACAGUUGUCUCACAUCAUUGGAUUGUCAACAUCUGUAUUCUAUUUCUGUAUUGUGAAAAUCUAUAUUUUUAUAGUAAAGGUAAAAUCACGCCACGAGCAAGAAAGCAAUGUCGUACAUUCCGGUUGUACAGGCCAUUUAGUGACUUGGUAUCGCCCUUCAUAACAAACUGGCGAGUUUCCCUCCUGCUGCGCCGCCACAAACCAACCACGUGGGGGCGCCUCGACGACGCGCCACCACUUUGGCUCGGCCCCGGUCACGUGACCGCUGGGUCUCAGCUGCGCUCCCAGUGCGGGCGGUCCGUCAUGGCGGUGUCUGGUGGUGGGAGACUCUGGGAUGGAGUAAACACCACCGCGGCCUCUUGAGUCCUUCUGCCGCUCUUCAUGCGGGACCGUCGCCUCCACCCACCGCGAUAUCACCGACACUCAGCAGCAGGCUGCACGCGAUCCCCGCUAUGGCCGACCGAGGCGUCGAUUCCUCGGCUCUGCCUAAAGAGGUCAGGGACCAACUGGCGGAGUUGGACCUGGAGCUGUCCGAAGGUGACAUCACCCAGAAGGGCUAUGAGAAGAAGAGGACCAAGCUCCUGGCACCAUACAUCAUCCACCCCCCAGCGGAACCGCCCCCAAGGAACGAUGCACAACCGCCCGCUCCCAGUUCUUCCUCCGGCCGUGGCCCGCCUUCUUCCAGCUCAUCCCGUUACCGUGAACGGCGUUCUCGAAGAACACACCGUAAUGGCGGCACCAGGGAUGACCGCUACAGAUCAGACGUCCACAGUGAAGCUGUACAGGCCGCUCUGGCCAAACAUAAGGAGGAGAAGAUGGCGCUGCCCAUGCCUACAAAACGCCGCUCGGCCUACGUGCCCUCCCCAAUGGAAACACGUACGCCGCCAGACUCCUCCUCAGCCUCAGAAGAAGAGAUGUCUGUGCGUAGGCAGUCGGCGGCGUUCCCGGCCCCCUCCCACAAUCCCAGCUUGCAGAGCCCCGACUGUUGGAUCAACCGCACCACCCGGGGCUCUUCCACCUCCUCCUCGGCCUCCUCCACCAUGUCCCACGGGGAGGCCAAGCCUCCAUCCCAGAACCAGCCUCAGCCUCAGUACAAGCCCCCAUACCCGGCCCUGUACAAGCCCCACCCCCAGCCCGACCCCCACACCACCACCUCAGACUUGAUGGCGUACAGUCGCAUUGCCCCCCAAGAGACCAGCGCCCCGCCUCCAGAUGCGCCGGCCAGAGGGCGGCGGGUGGACCUGCCGUGCGGUAACACAGUGCGUGGGAUGAGUGGUUCCAGCAUGAUGGAGACUGCAGACGGAAGAAUGAAUCUGCAGAGGGUUCCAGUCAGCAGCAGGGUGUCCACCAAGAUCCAGCAGCUUCUAAACACCCUGAAGAGGCCGAAGAGGCCCCCCCUCAGCGACUUCUUCACUGACGACUCUGAGGAGAUAGUAGAAGCGCCCCAGCUGGACCCCAACACACCCAAGCCGGAGGGCCGUCAGAUCAUCCCGGUGAAAGGCGAGCCUCUGGGGGUGGUCAGUAACUGGCCCCCGGCCUUGCAGGCGGCGUUGGCCCGAUGGGGGGCCACCCAGGGGAAAAGCCCCGCCCUCACGGCGCUUGACAUCACAGGCAAAGCGAUGUACACGCUGACCUAUGGGAAGCUGUGGAGUCGCAGCGUGAAGCUUGCCUACACGCUCCUCAAUAAGCUGGGCACCAAGAACGAGCAGAUCCUGAAAGCCGGAGACAGGGUGGCGCUGGUGUACCCCAACAGUGACCCGGGGAUGUUCUGGGUUGCCUUCUACGGCUGCCUCCUGGCCGAGGUCAUCCCCGUGCCCAUCGAGGUGCCGCUGUCUCGUAAGGACGCGGGAAUCAGCCAGGUGGGCUUCCUCCUCGGGAGCUGUGGUGUGGGCCUGGCGCUGACCAGCGAGAUAUGUCUGAAGGGUCUGCCGAAGACCCCAACUGGAGAAAUCAUGCAGUUCAAAGGAUGGCCUCGGAUGAAGUGGGUGAUUACAGACUCCAAAUACCUGACCAAGCCUUCCAAAGACUGGCAGCCGCACAUCCCCACGGCCAACACUGACCCGGCGUACAUCGAGUACAAGGCCAACAAGGAGGGCACCGUGGUGGGCGUGGCUGUGUCCAAAGUCGCCAUGCUGACCCACUGCCAGGCGCUGACUCAGGCAUGCAGCUACUGCGAGGGGGAAACGUUAGUCAACGUUCUGGACUUCAAGAAGGACAUGGGUCUGUGGCACGGCGUUCUCACGGCUGUGAUGAACAGGAUCCACACUGUCAGUGUCCCCUACGCCGUCAUGAAGGCCUGCCCUCUCUCCUGGGUGCAGAGGGUCCAUGUUCACAAAGCUCGCUUGGCUUUGGUGAAGUGCCGGGACCUGCACUGGGCCAUGAUGGCCCACCGGGAGCAGAGAGACAUCAGCCUAGUGUCUUUACGGAUGCUGAUUGUUGCCGAUGGCGCCAACCCCUGGUCUGUUUCCUCCUGCGAUGCCUUCCUCAACGUCUUCCAGUCUCACGGGCUGAAGCCUGAGGUCAUCUGUCCCUGUGCCACGUCCCCUGAGGCCAUGACGGUGGCCAUACGCAGGCCUGGAUUACCGGGGGCGCCACUUCCUGCCCGUGCCGUCCUUUCCCUUGGUGGGCUGAGCCACGGUGUCAUCAGAGUCAACACAGAAGACAAGAACUCGGCCCUCACUGUGCAGGACGUGGGGCAUGUCAUGCCAGGAGCUCUGAUGUGUAUUGUAAAACCAGACGGGCCUCCCCAGCUGUGUAAAACAGAUGAGAUCGGCGAGAUCAUCAUCAACUCCCGAGCCGGAGGCACCAUGUACUACGGCCUGCCCGGUGUCACCAAAAACACCUUUGAGGUGAUACCGGUCAACGCUAACGGAGUCCCCAUCGGAGAGAUCCCGUUUGUGCGUUCAGGACUGUUGGGUUUUGUUGGUCCGGGCAGUCUGAUCUUUGUUGUGGGAAAGAUAGAGGGUCUCCUGCAGGUGAGCGGACGGAGACACAAUGCAGACGACCUGGUGGCCACUGCACUAGCUGUGGAACCGGUCAAGACUGUGUACCGUGGGAGGAUCGCCGUGUUUUCAGUCACCGUGUUCUACGACGAGAGAGUCGUGAUCGUAGCCGAGCAGAGGCCAGACGCUAGCGAGGAGGACAGCUUCCAGUGGAUGAGCCGCGUGCUUCAGGCCAUCGAUAGCAUCCACCAGGCGGGCCUCUAUUGCCUCGCUCUGGUCCCGGCCAACACGUUACCAAAAACCCCUCUGGGGGGCAUCCACAUCUCCGACACCAAGCAGUUCUUCUUAGAGGGCAGCCUGCACCCCUGCAACAUUCUCAUGUGCCCCCACACCUGUGUCACCAACCUGCCCAAACCUCGCCAGAAGCAGCCAGUUGGCGUUGGCCCCGCGUCAGUGAUGGUGGGAAACCUGGUGGCAGGGAAGAGGAUCGCCCAGGCGGCUGGCAGAGAGCUUGGCGUGAUUGAGGACCAGGAUCUUGUUCGGAAGCUGUGUAUGUGGCCCACCGUCAUGCAUCAGUAUUUGACGGAGGCUCUUCAGUGGAGGGCGCAGACAGACCCUGACCAUCUUCUCUUUGUGCUUCUGAAUGCCAAGGGUGUGGCUGUGAGCACGGCAACCUGCGUUCAGCUUCACAAGCGAGCUGAGAAGAUCGGUGCGGCACUCAUGGAGAAAGGCAGCAUCAACACGGGCGAGAACGUGGUGUUGCUUUAUCCUCCUGGGAUUGACUUGAUCGCCUCUUUUUACGGCUGCCUCUACGCCGGCGUCGUUCCCGUCAACGUCAGACCUCCGCACCCUCAGAACCUGGCAGCCACCCUGCCCACUGUCCGUAUGAUCAUUGAUGUCAGUAAAGCUGCGUGCAUCCUCACAACUCAGAACCUGAUGCGGAUUCUUCGCUCCAAAGAGGCCGCCGCAUCAGUGAACAUUAAAACAUGGCCGACAAUCAUAGACACCGAUGACCUUCCUCGCCGUCGGCCUCCUCAGAUCUAUAAGCCGCCCACAGCGGAGAUGAUUGCCUAUCUGGAUUUCAGCGUGUCCACUACGGGCAUGCUCACUGGAGUCAAGAUCUCGCAUGCAGCGGUCAGCGCGCUGUGUCGCUCCAUAAAGCUGCAGUGUGAGCUUUACUCUUCUCGCCAAAUCGCCAUCUGCCUGGACCCCUACUGCGGUCUGGGCUUUGUCUUGUGGUGCCUCGCUAGUGUCUACUCAGGUCAUCAAUCCAUCCUGAUCCCUCCCUUUGAGCUGGAGAGCUGCUUGUCUUUGUGGCUGAGCACGCUCAGUCAGUACCGCGUCAGAGACACCUUUUGCUCCUAUUCCGUCAUGGAGUUCUGCACCAAAGGACUGGGCAUGCAAACAGAGUUGCUCAAGGCCCGUGGUGUCAACCUGUCGUGUGUGCGAAGCUGCGUGGUGAUCGCAGAGGAGCGCCCUCGCCUGUCCCUCACACAUUCUUUCUCCAAGCUCUUUAAGGAUCUGGGCUUGUCAACCCGAGCUGUCAGCACCGCUUUUGGCUCUCGGGUCAACCUGGCUGUUUGCCUGCAGGGUACCACUGGUCCUGAUCCAUGUACGGUCUAUGUGGACAUGAAGUCCCUCCGCCAUGACAGGGUGAGACUGGUGGAGAGAGGAGCUCCUCAGAGUCUUCCGCUGAUGGAGUCUGGCAAGAUCUUGCCGGGCGUUCGAGUGAUCAUCGUGAACCCAGAGACCAGAGGCCCGCUCGGGGACUCUCAUCUGGGAGAGAUUUGGGUCAACAGCCCCCACAAUGCCAGCGGUUACUACACCAUCUACGGAGAGGAGGGUCUUCAGGCCGACCACUUCAACACCAAGCUGAGCUUUGGAGACCCGCACACGUUAUGGGCAAGAACCGGGUACUUGGGCUUUGUGAAGAGGACCGAGCUGCUGGAUGCCAGCGGAGAUCGGCACGAUGCUCUUUUUGUGGUGGGAUCACUGGACGAGACCCUGGAGCUACGCGGCCUUCGCUACCACCCUACUGACAUCGAGACCUCAGUCUCUCGUGCACACCGCAGUAUCGCUGAAAGUGCGGUGUUUACGUGGACCAACCUUCUGGUGGUGGUGUCGGAGCUGUGCGGGUCAGAGCAGGAUGCGCUGGACCUGGUGCCUCUGAUAACAAAUGUGGUCCUGGAGGAGCACCACCUCAUCGUGGGCGUGGUGGUCAUUGUGGACCCCGGGGUCAUACCCAUCAACUCCCGGGGGGAGAAGCAACGCAUGCACCUUCGGGAUUCUUUCUUGGCGGACCAGCUGGAUCCCAUCUAUGUUGCCUACAACAUGUAAGAGGCUGGGCGGCCAUGUUUGAAUAAUCACUGUGUUUGAUUGACAUGCAAAUCAGCCCCAAGCAGCAAAAUGCAACUGCCGGGAGCCCCCCCCCCAAAAGAAAAUAAUCUAUGUAAUUGCACUUCUUAUGUAAAGGGCCCAUCACACACACCCACUUUGGAAAUUCCAUCUUAUUGCCUUUACAUUAAUAGCCAUGAUAUUUCAUCUAUGUACACACACACACACACACACACAUACACGUGCGUGUGCUUUCCCUCGGUCACCCAAAAGCAAAACACGAGACAAGCUUCUUGUUCGACGCUGCAUUCACACUCGUCAUGUUUGGCUUCAAAGUCACUGAUACCGUCCACCAUUCAUUGCCGAUACUGAUAUCAACCCAUACCGAUACAAGCAGCACUUCUUUCCUCAAGCUAAUAUCAGGCGACAUCUCACCUACUGGUCAUAAGCAACACUUCACUAUCAUGCCAAUACCGCAAUAUGCAAUACAACUUCUACAUACAUAUACUAUUAGACCAACACUGCAAUAUGCAAUACAACUUCUACAUACAUAUACUAUUAGACCAAUAGUGCACGGUGAUAUUGCCAUUGGCAGACAAGCGGUUCCUCAUACCUGGUAAUGGUUAUUAUUGUGUUGCGUGUGCCGGACGCCAUCGUGCCAGCAAACAAGCAAUAUGACCCGUACGCAGACCUGCCUUAAAAUGACAGGAAUCCAAAAGUAGGCAGGAAUGACAACACAAGUCUUUCUUAAGUAUAUUUUGCCAUCUGUUCAUGAAGGUAAAGAUGAUCUCUGUAAGUUCAUUCAUUCAUUCAUUCAUUCAUUUUCUACCGCUUUUUCCUCAUGAUGGUCGCGGGGGUGCUGGAGCCUAUCCCAGCUGUCUUCGGGCGAGAGGCGAGGUACACCCUGGACUGGUCGCCAGCCAAUCACAGGGCACAUAUAGACAAACAACCAUUCACACUCACAUUCAUACCUUUAGACAAUUUGGAGUCGCUAAUUAACCUAGCAUGUUUUUGGAAUGUGGGAGGAAACCGGAGUACCCGGAGAAAACCCACGCAUGCACGGGGAGAACAUGCAAACUCCACACAGAGAUGGCCGAGGGUGGAAUUGAACCCUGGUCCUCCUAGCUGUGAGGUCUACGCGCUAACCACUCGACUCUCUGUAAGUUGUUUUUUCCAAACCACAAGUGUGAAUGCAGCCUUGGUAAUGUGUGUGUUAACUUGCGUGUCCCAAGAUAAGAAAAAAAGCCCUAAUACUUCAUAUGUAAGAUAGUAUUUCCUGCCUUAUGAAGUUCCACAUUCCUCUCUUGGCUUUUAUGGAAUCCAUGUUUCUUUUCCUUUGGCUUGAAAAGAUGUUGCCCAUCCUGCCGAGGAUGCAAAUAAAAAAAGAGGCUUGUACUUGGAAAGUCCUCUUUGUAUUUUGGAUACAUGUAAAUUCCCGUUUUGAAUUGUACAAAUGUGACUUCCAUGGACUGUACAUAGGAUAGAAGAGCUUUGCGGUACUGUCAUGUGAUGCAGGGUUCAUGUUGCACUUUCUUCACAGCCAACACAAGUGGAUUUUGGGACACUCUUGUGGCUAGCAUCAUGUUUAUGUUACGGGGGGGCUGUUGCUGUUUAAGGCCAUAAAGAAUUCCAAAGUGUACAUGAGCAGCCUUUCUACCUUCACAGCACUCAAAAGCGCUUUUACUGUACUGUACACCGUUGCCUCGCUCAGCCAAUCGCACGCAGGUAGAGAUUGAAUAGAGAAGCCAAUACGGGCCGCCACUCAGAGUACGUUCAUCACAGUGGCUUCAUGGGAAUGACUGACACGCUGUUGCACCAAUUCCAGACAUGAUUAUUCCAAUGUUUUGGACGAGUCGAUGAUGCUAAUAUUGAUGCUCUUGACUGGAUUCAGUGUAGCAAAGGCAUGUGUGCAUUCUACCUUGCUCUCUGCCAUCUUUUGUACAUUCCUAUUUCCUCCUUUUACGUGGGUAUCAAGUUUACGCCAUGUCCCGUUCCAACAUCAUCUUGCCUGCAUGUACUAUGAUCUCAUCAUUAUCCCAUUUUCCUUUCUCAAAGAUUACCAGGAAGAAAUACACUCCUGAUCCAAAUGUAAGAGUGCUUGAAGGAGUGAAGAUCGUACAUGUUGCACUAUUGGACGUUCACAGGGUUCCAAGUGGAGAUUGAAAAUGCAAAAACAAAAGGGAGUCAAAAAAGCAACUGUUUGCAAAGAAGCAUCGAAGUGAAAUCGAUGCUAAGUGGAAUAGCACAGCCCUUAAAGGGGACCUACUAUGCUCGUUUUUCCACCCUGGUUUCCUAUAAAGCAGCUAUACACAAUAACCAGCUUUCUGGAUCUUCCACAAUGUGCACCUAUUCCAGCUGGAUUUUCUUGGAAUUGUGUUUCCCGCCAAAAUGCUGUUUUAAUUUAUUAAAAAGUGGGCACACCCACUCCGCUGUGAUUGGUCACAUGGCCAAAGUGCUUCCUAACUACGAACGAAGCCCACUUCCAAUUAUAGUGGGUAUGGGAGUUGAUAAUUAAUGAAUAAAGUAUUUGGAGAGCUAAUUGAAAAGUUAAAAGCUACUGGGCGGAGACCCCUGACUUACCGUGUAUGAACUCAGAUUGGUAACGUAGCACUUAGGGCGGUGGAGCGCAGGAGAAGCAGGACGCACAGCAUGUCCAAACGUGCUGCUUCUGGCUUCAGCAACCGUUUCACGUUCAUGGUCACAAAAAACAGUCCCGUGAGAUGCCUUGACAGAUUAAAAAAUAUUUUCCUCUUACUCCAAUAACUUCUACCUGAACUUGUGUCGUAAACAGAGAAGCAGAGCUUGGGGGAUGGGCAGAGAGCGUCUUGUGCCUACAGCCACACCCGUAAGGAAGCUUGCGCCUGUGACCUCACAAAGGAACAGUUAUGCAAAUUCUUUUAGGGCUCACUUCCAAAUGUGCAAACCUCAUUAUCUGAAACUCUGGUUUAAUAACAGAAUAAAACAUUCUAACUACAUUUAUAGGUCAAAAAAGUGGGAAAAGCAUCAUAGGUCGCCUUUAAAAUGCAAAAUAUUGGUGAAAAUGUGGAUGGAAUGAUUUAGUGUCAGGUAUUCCCACUGCCGUAAUCGCUUCAUGGCCAAGGCAGAAAAGCUUCCUUUCUUGGAACAAGGUAGGAUUCAUAAGAGAGGACUCUUCCAGUCCGCCAUUGCUGCUGAGUUUAAAGGUCAUGGAAUAAGCAGCUUCUACUUAUAUUUCGACUUGGCCACACCUACAACAAGCAUCAAAGGCCCCCCUUUUACUUUUGGGACCAACACCAUCCAUGUCGGUGCAGAGAAAGCCUAUUUAUUUUGGAUAUAUCUUCUUUUUAUUAUUCUUAGCCAGCCACUGAAGCCCAGGCUUUAAGGGGUUAAUGUUGCAGCAAAAUGCUAGCGUGACUCCAGAAUGAGAGAGGUGUGCUGUGAGGUGCAAAAGUGUAGAAAAAGAUCUUUAUAGAGAGUAUAUAUAUACGUAUGUAUGACAUAUUCAGGGAAUAAAACUAACACAGGGAUGGUGGACCAGGUGGUCCGCUGGUGCAAAUACUGAAACCCCAUUACAUAAUAAUGCAUCAGCAUGACCGUAUUCAAGGAGCAAAGAGGAGGUGGGCUUACUGCCCAUCUCUCAUCUGGCCACGUUGCUACCAAGUCAUUCUGACGUCAACUCCUACACACUAUGCAAACCUGACCACAUUUCUUUGUCACCCAUGCUGAAACCUUUGGGAUUAACCGUAAAGUCACUGCUAACCUUUUUCUAAGUACUCCUUUCAUUUGUUAUCUUGAUGUCGUGUACGCAUGUUCUACAAAUACCUGAUUACUUCUUCACACGUUCUUCAAGGCAUCAUAACCCCUUUCCACCUCACCACUGAUUUGACUUGGUUGUAAUUUUGUUUUCUAUUUCAUGUCUGAGUAAUAAAAAUGAAUCAAGAAAAGCA
Doryrhamphus excisus (bluestripe pipefish) is the source of this 9665-nucleotide messenger RNA. RefSeq names its product DIP2 acetate--CoA ligase B (putative)b (gene dip2bb). The record is from RefSeq and is a predicted model, not a curated record. NCBI's taxonomy places the organism in Eukaryota, Metazoa, Chordata, Actinopteri, Syngnathiformes, Syngnathidae.